GCGCAUCCUCUCCAGCUGUGUUUUCUUUGGCUCGCAGCCCAGCUUGGGGAAGCUGAAUCAGCCAUCUCCCCUCUUGCCCCCCUCACCCCCACCCCGUGCCCACCCAAGUUGCUCCUCAGGAAAUAACACCAUCCCCAGUCCCCCAUCCGCAGAGCUGCAGCUCAUGUGCCUGUGUGAGUCACGAGAAGCCAGCCUGGGAGCACAGGACAGGAGACCCGGGGUGAUGAACGGGGAGAAGGGCAGCCUUCUGACCAGAAAGACCACGAUGGCAUCCGUUUCCAGAAUGCAGCCGGACAAAGCAGUCCCCGUGGAGCCUGGAUACCUACAGGUUCCUGGGGGAAGGUUCUGCUGCUAUAUCAAAAACCAGGUCUGGAGGCCGGGCGGAUGGUGGCGCACGCCUUUAAUCCCAGCACUCGGGAGGCAGAGGCAGGCGGAUCUUUGUCACUCCUGCUGUCUGGGCCAAGACCAGUUUACAAAGUGCUCUCCAGACAACGCCAACACCUGCACCAGCUCCUGGGCCCUUACUGUUGCCACCUGCCUUCUCAUCUCCCUCAGGAAACAGCUGCCUGAGGUCUCCAGGAUGGCAGUAAACCGGAUGCCGCUCCAGUCACACCUCUCGCUGAGUGUGAGCCCACCAACUUUCAGCUCUCCCCUCUCCCACAUCACCCCAUGCCUGCAGGAAGCGACCAGACUUGAGCUGGCGCCCCUUUAUCCAAGAAGUCUAAAAUGUUUGGUUGAGGGGCUUCACCUCAGCUCGCUGGCACCUCUUCAUCCAAAAAGUCUGUAAUGUUUGGUCAAAAGUGUCACCUCAGCUCCCUAAAUCCCCUUUUAUACAAAGAGUGUGGAUUGUUUGCCUGGGGGCUUCACCCCAGCUUCUGGAAUAAGCUCCCUCCCCUAGUCCAAACUCCACCUCCAAGAAAGCCUACCAAAUGGUGACCCCUUCCCAGGGAGGGUCAAGAAAGCUCACCAAUGGUGACCCCGCCCCAGGGAAGGUUGGGACCACUCCCACAUGCUAUUUAAACUGCCUCCCAGAGAAUGAACACAUGGUCUCCCCUUAUCUCUGUU
Messenger RNA from Alexandromys fortis (reed vole), 1065 nucleotides. RefSeq lists its product as uncharacterized. The transcript has 3 exons. Lineage: Eukaryota; Metazoa; Chordata; Mammalia; Rodentia; Cricetidae. Bases 164 to 787 code for a protein of 207 amino acids. The record is from RefSeq and is a predicted model, not a curated record.